AUGUCAUUGUCAGCGGCUCAUCUGACCCUUGGACACAGGUUGCCAUUGCUGCAAUUGCUGUUGCUACCUACUGCUACUACUGCUACUACUGCUACUACUGCUACUACUGCUACUACUGCUACUACUGCUACUAUUUUGUGCUACGUCACGGCAAGAUUCGACGUUGGACUUCCCCCUUCGAAGCUCUACCACACUCACACUACUCUUUGGCCAAAUGCAAGGGUGAUCAGGCACGUGGACACUCGCGGCGAUGCCGCAUCUUGGAAACAUCGAAUAGCACGCGUCAAGGCCUGGUUGUCCAUUUCCAAUCAUCCCAUGGCGCGGCAGCCAGACCCCGAGCUUUCUACACCGGCUGUAGCUUACUGUUCCGUCAUUGGGUACGAAGUACGUGGCGCAAGGGAUGCUCGCAGCCAUCAGGCUCUCAAGUUUAUGCGGGCGCUAGUCUUCGGUCUAGACUUGCGCGGACAUCGAUCUUGGACUCUCGACAGCAUUGGUGACCAUCGAUUUGCAAACUACUGCUAUCUAAACGCAUGCGAGGGGGCGCCAUUUGCAUUCAGACGUGUCUACGCAGGCUCAUCGAGAAGCAUCCCCUACGCAAUCGACACGGCGUUAAGAGCCAGACCGCUGUGGACAAAGGCAACGAAGCAUGAGCUGGCUGUUGUCACAUUAUGCUCGCCAAGUGGCACGAACCGUCUCCAGGGCUCGGGUAUAUCGACCUGGGUACACCAAGCUGGCAACAUCGGCACUAUGACCGCCAGUUUGAAAUUGGGGGCGAGUACCGCGAGUACCGAACGCAGUACCCAGUACUUCCCUGGAUGCUUGCCUGUCGACUUUGACUCUUUUCGUCAUUCUGACGCUCUGGCACUUCUUCGAAUCGUGGGCGGAUCUUGUCUUACUUGA
Trichoderma harzianum CBS 226.95 is the source of this 900-nucleotide messenger RNA. RefSeq lists its product as hypothetical. Bases 1 to 900 code for a protein of 299 amino acids. The record is from RefSeq and is a predicted model, not a curated record. The transcript has 6 exons. NCBI's taxonomy places the organism in Eukaryota, Fungi, Ascomycota, Sordariomycetes, Hypocreales, Hypocreaceae.